Rhagoletis zephyria (snowberry fruit fly) is the source of this 1638-nucleotide messenger RNA. RefSeq names its product KH domain-containing, RNA-binding, signal transduction-associated protein 3-like. NCBI's taxonomy places the organism in Eukaryota, Metazoa, Arthropoda, Insecta, Diptera, Tephritidae. Gene Ontology annotation, molecular function: mRNA binding. The record is from RefSeq and is a predicted model, not a curated record. Gene Ontology annotation, biological process: regulation of alternative mRNA splicing, via spliceosome. Gene Ontology annotation, cellular component: nucleus.
AUUUUAAAUUGGUUACAUUCUUUUUCCAUAAACAUCCUUCCGCAGCAAGCAUUCAGCCAUUUCUUUUAUCAUAUUUAACAGAGCAGAUUCCAGAGUAAAAUCAGAAAAUCUUAAAUAAAUAAUACUUGAAAGUAGAAAUGGCCGAACAUUUAAAUGUAGCAACCGGUGCAGUUAAAGACGAAGAAACUGAGACACCUCGCAUUAAUAAUUUUGCACAAAAAUUUCUAGCUGACCUCAACGAGGAGCGAGAACGGCUUGGUGCUGAAUUUCCUUUGUGUGCUUUGUUAAUUGAUGAAGCCUUUGAACGUGUUUAUUCUACUGGACGAGUGCCCGGCAGAGAGUUUUAUGCGGAUGUGUACCAACAAAAGCCAAUAAAAGUUACGCAGAAAGUUUUCGUGCCUGUUAAACAAUUUCCUAAGUUUAACUUUACUGGAAAAAUUCUUGGACCUAAGGGUAAUUCACUUCGCCGCUUACAGGAGGAAACUCAAUGUAAAAUUGUUAUAAAGGGCCGAAAUUCCAUAAGAGAUCGUGCAAAGGAGGAGGAGAUGCGUGAGUCCGGAGAUCCUCGAUUUACACAUUUGCACAAGAGUUUGUUUGUAGAAAUCAGUACUAUAGCACCACCUGCGGAAUGUUACGCACGAAUUGCCUAUGCUUUGGCAGAAAUACGUAAAUACCUAGUACCAGAUAAGAAUGAUGACGUUUCACAUGAGCAGCUGUUGGAACUAAUGGAAAUAGACCCCAAGUCGGCUAAACAGUACACGAAGUCUAUUCAUGAAAAGAGGAUGGCUGCCGGGCCGAGUUCAUACAAAUUUUUCAGUGUUGCUCGCCAUGGAAAACAGCAUGAAAUUUAUGAACACGAAGAGUCUGAAGAAGAAGUUUACGAAUAUGAAAGUCAUGUUCCAAAACGUGCACCCGCCCAAGCUUAUGAAUAUGUAAAAGCACCUUAUAAACGUCCACCCACCGCCAUAUAUGGAACUGAAUUAAAGCGCACGCGCGACACAACUAUCAAAUCUUAUAAACCACCAUCAUUUGGAAUUACUAAGAAAUAUAAAUAAAAAUAAGUCCUAAUAAUAAAACUGUUAAAGAAAUGCUAAUAAUCGAAUCCCAAAAUAUAACAGUGUAUAACGUAUACAUAACUGGUAUAUGAAAAUGUAAAUGGCUAUAACAAUACCAAUAACCACGCAAAGGUGGGCAUAAAAUGUAAAACAAAAAUGGUCUAAUCUAUUGAGCCAACAUAACCGAAAUAUGAAAUAUAAUUACGUACAUAUAACACCUAAUAAACCUAAUAAACGUAUUGUUUAUCGUUGCAUUAAAUAUAUACAUACCUACCUACUAAAAUCAGAAUUUAGUUUCUUUUUACAGCUAAUGACGUAAGUAUGGGUGCCCUAAGAAAUGCAUCAAGCCAAAGCAUCAGUCUCUUUAACUUCUAAACUACAACUGAUGGAAAUGCCUUAUUUACGCAAUUACCUUCUAAUUAUGAAUUUAACCGUGGUUACGCACAUUGGGCAUUCCCAUCAAUUACCGUUUAGAAAUAAAAGCGUCUGAUGCUUUGGCAUGAUGCAUUUCUGAACACAUCCAUGAUAACUUGUUUGUAACGUUUAUUCCACACGAAGUCCAAAUAAAUGUCGCACAAAAUAA